UCCUGCUCAGCUCUCGAGUUGCAUCGCUGACAUCGAGGUUGGUCCAGGGAGCAGCGCAGCCUGAGGCACUGUUCGAGGUGCGGGGAUCCAUCUAGCAGCAAGCAGAGCAGCGAUGGGUGGGAGGUCGGGAGAAACUGACCUGCGCUGUCCUUACAUUCUGGUCCAUAAAGAUACUGGUCAGGGCUGGGGAGAGGGCGUGUCUGACGGUGCCCUGAUUGAUGUUUGUCAGAACUCUGAGCACAACCCGAGUCUACCGUGGGCUUCUGGGACAGGAGUGCAGGAUGGUUGCAUGGGAGUGGGAUAUGGUGCAAAGAUCAGGCUUGGUGGGUCAGCUGAGGAACUUGCAUCUCAGGUGGUGCUGAGAGCUCACUUUCCCGCUUGGCUGGGAAGACUUUGUUACUAGCUGACCCCCACUCUCAGAUGAAUCUUGAGGUUUUCUCAGUACAUCUAAAAUAGGUGGGUUUUCUGCCUCUCGAGUGUUUCACAGAACGCCGGUAUGAUCAUGGAGUAUUGAUUGUCAUCGUUUUUCUCGGCCAGUCGGCCAGUCGGUGAAUUAAACGGGAAAUGCUGUCCUUCUGGGAUGUGGCCAUUGAUUUCUCUCCAGAAGAGAGGGAAUGCCUGGAGCCUGCUCAGUGGGAUCUGUACAGAGAUGUGAUGCUGGAGAAUUACAGCCAUCUGGAUUUCCUGGGUCUUGCUCUCUCUAAGCCAUUCCUGGUGACAUUUCUGGAGCAAAGACAAGAGCCUUGGGACGUGAAGAGACAAGCAGCAGCCGCUGUGCACCCAGGUGUGUAG
Mus caroli (Ryukyu mouse) is the source of this 792-nucleotide messenger RNA. The record is from RefSeq and is a predicted model, not a curated record. Lineage: Eukaryota; Metazoa; Chordata; Mammalia; Rodentia; Muridae.